This is a messenger RNA of Penicillium angulare, 957 nucleotides long. RefSeq names its product class I SAM-dependent methyltransferase. Gene Ontology annotation, molecular function: S-adenosylmethionine-dependent methyltransferase activity. The record is from RefSeq and is a predicted model, not a curated record. NCBI's taxonomy places the organism in Eukaryota, Fungi, Ascomycota, Eurotiomycetes, Eurotiales, Aspergillaceae. Bases 1 to 957 code for a protein of 318 amino acids. The transcript has a single exon.
AUGUCUUCUAAAACCACCAACAACACUGCCCAUGUGCAGGAGAAAACCUUCAGCGCCUACAAUGAAGCCCAGGGUGAAAACUACUCCAAAUUCCGCCCGGAGUACCAUCCAAAUGUAUACGAAAACAUAGUCAAUCACCACACCUCCACCGGAGGAACCUUCGAUACCCUCAUAGAUAUAGGCUGCGGUCCCGGAACAGCCACCCACGCCUUAGCUCCAAAGUUCACUCAAGUUUUUGGUCUCGACCCAUCCCCGGGUAUGAUAUCUGUUGCCCGUGCACAGAGCGCGAACAAACCAACAAGCAACGUUCGUUUCGAAGUCUCCACCGCCGAGGACCUAGGGAGAAACCUCUCACCUCCCAUCGAAGAAAACAGCGUAGACCUAAUCAUCUCCGCAAACGCGGUCCACUGGUUCGACAUGCCACGCUUCUGGGCAACUGCCGCCCGUGUCCUGAAGCCAAAAGGCACAGUUGCACUCUGGUCACCCGGAAGACCACUCAUGAGCAGCUCAACGCCAAAUGCGUCCAAAAUCGAAGCAGCGAUUGAAGAGUGGGAAACGGAGUAUCUUGCUCCGUUCCUUGAGCCUGGCAAUAUUAUCGUUCGGAAUGCUUAUGUUGAUCUGGUACUUCCGUGGAUGGCAGAUGAGCCUGUCACUGCUUUUGAGGAGGGGAGCUUCAUUCGAAAGGACUGGGGUGUGGAUGAGGAUUUCUUUGCUGUCAGGCCUGUUGUUGGGAUGGAGCAGCUUGAGAAAAUGAUUGCGGUUGGGAGUCCUGUGACGAGAUGGCGGGAGGCGAACCCAGAUGCUGUGGGGACUGAGAAGGAUGCUGUGAGAGUUAUUAGGAGGCGUAUCGAGGAGCUACUUCAUGAGGCUGGAGUGGAGAAGGGGAAGGAGGUUCUUAAGGGUUCGCCGAGGGGAGUGCUGUUGAUGAUUAAGAAGUGUGAUGUACUGUUGGGUUAA